This is a messenger RNA of Cucurbita moschata (crookneck pumpkin), 1760 nucleotides long. Its product is annotated as probable serine/threonine-protein kinase PBL3. The record is from RefSeq and is a predicted model, not a curated record. NCBI's taxonomy places the organism in Eukaryota, Viridiplantae, Streptophyta, Magnoliopsida, Cucurbitales, Cucurbitaceae. Bases 440 to 1597 code for a protein of 385 amino acids. The transcript has 6 exons. Gene Ontology annotation, biological process: protein phosphorylation. Gene Ontology annotation, molecular function: protein kinase activity; ATP binding.
GUAUGAAAAGGAUUGAGAAGGACGGGAGAGUGAGUAAAAGGGAGAAGAUGGUGGCGUGAGUGGACCGCAGCCACUAGGGUUUGAAAUUUCAACGCAGUUUUUUUGAUUCCAUUGAAGAAGAAAAUGGGGCAAGGAUAAAAAUGGCGGUGCUUAUCACGAUGGGCCGUCUCUUAGGGUUUUUGUUUAUUUAUUUAUUAUCAAUUUAUGAUUCAGGUUGAAAAAUGGAGUUUCUGGGUUUGAGUAAUUCAAACGUUGAAUUCGUUCGUUGACUGAUAUCCAAAGAAAGAAAGCUGGACGAAAGAGAGGGGUUGAUGAUGGAGCACUCUCAUCUUCUUUUCCAUGGGGUAUUUAUGGUGUCUGUUGACCUUCCUCCCGCUUGCCUCCUUCCUGCUGCUUCCCAAUUCUUUUCCAUUUAUUCAUUUUCUUCCGUGUAUCCAUCAUGGGAAUCUGCUGCGCAAAACCUGCCAAGCUCGCUCAUGCAUCUUCAACCAAUAUUUCUGCAAGGGAUAACUUAAAUAGCAAGUCAAACGUCGGACCAACUGAUUCUAGUCAGAAAACUCUGAGUCUUACCUCUAGUACGUCUGUAAUCAAACCGAAAUUCGAUGUAUCGGGCGCCUGCGCUCUCAAGUCUUUUAGCUUCAUUGAUCUCAGGAAUGCCACCAAGAACUUCCGCAGUGAAAGUCUACUUGGCGAGGGAGGAUUUGGAUGCGUCUUCAAAGGGUGGAUCGAUGAACACUCAUAUCUUCCUACCAAACCCGGAACUGGAAUUGUAGUGGCUGUCAAGAAACUCAAGCGAGGGAGCCUUCAAGGCUACAAGGAGUGGCUUGCGGAAGUGAACUAUCUGGGCCAGCUCCGCCAUGAUAAUCUUGUCAGGCUUAUUGGGUAUUGCUCAGAAUCCGAUGACCGACUUCUAGUUUACGAGUAUAUGCCGAAGGGAAGCCUGGAAAACCAUUUGUUUAGAAAAGGUGUUGCACCGAUUUCUUGGCGUGUUCGAAUGAAUAUUGCAGUUGAUGUGGCACGGGGAUUAUCAUUCUUACACAGUUGUGAACCUAAUGUUAUAUACCGUGAUUUGAAGGCGUCCAACAUUCUGCUUGAUUCAGAAUUCAAUGCCAAACUCUCAGAUUUUGGCUUAGCAAGGGAGGGUCCUACGGGAGACAAGACUCAUGUUUCAACCCGGGUUAUGGGAACACGAGGCUACGCUGCCCCAGAAUAUGUAGCAACAGGUCACUUGACCCCGAAGAGUGACGUAUACAGCUUUGGCGUCGUUUUGCUAGAACUUCUCUCAGGCAAACGUGCAUUGGACCAAGAGAAAGUAGGGAGAGUGGAAGAGACCCUAGUGGAUUGGGGGAAACCCCUCCUAAGCGACAGUAAACGAAUGUUGAGGAUAAUGGACACGAGGAUGGGCGGUCAGUACUCGAGAAAAGAAGCUCAAGCUGCAGCCUCGCUUGCGCUGAAUUGUCUCCACACAGAUCCUAAAAACAGGCCAUCAAUGGUUGAUGUUCUGGAGGAAUUAGAACGACUACUGAGCUCAAAGGAUGUUCUAAGGACUCCGGACAGCCGUGCCAUCAGACGCACUCCGCCUGCUAGAUCUCGAUAGUAAAGUAAUAAUAAUGGCUUACUCGAACUGUGUUUGAUUUUUUAUUUGGAAGUUGCCUCCCAACAAACGCACUUCACCCAAUACAAGAAGUGCGCUGUACAAGUUUUGUGGAUAUUUUCACGUAGAAUUUAUAUCCCCAACCAAAUGUUACAGAAACAAUCAA